Messenger RNA from Lampris incognitus (smalleye Pacific opah), 2198 nucleotides. RefSeq names its product fetuin-B-like. Gene Ontology annotation, biological process: negative regulation of endopeptidase activity. The record is from RefSeq and is a predicted model, not a curated record. Lineage: Eukaryota; Metazoa; Chordata; Actinopteri; Lampriformes; Lampridae. Gene Ontology annotation, molecular function: cysteine-type endopeptidase inhibitor activity. Gene Ontology annotation, cellular component: extracellular region. The coding region runs from base 62 to 1318 and encodes 418 amino acids. The transcript is spliced from 7 exons.
UGCUCAUCUCUCCCACUGACCUGAGUUUGUGAGACAGAUCGAGACAGAAGGACCAUUGACCAUGAAGUUUUGUGCGUUGUUGUCGCUGUUGGCAGUCGGGUGCCUGUGCGUCUGCAGUGCACCCACGGAGGAGGACGGCAUCAAGCCCGGCUCGUGCCAGGAUCCAUUGGCUGUGAGCGCGGCACAACUGGCACUCACUGAAAUCAACAAGGACCGCCAGGAGGGCUACAUCUUCACCCUGCUACGGCUGUCCAACGUCCACGAGAUGAGCCACGCAUUGACAGGCCAGGUUUUCUACCUGACUCUGGACGUUCUGGAGACCAACUGCCAUGUUCUCACCAAGAAAGACUGGAAGAGCUGUCCAGCUCGCCCCACCGAGAACACACCGGUUUAUGGACAGUGCAAAGCUGCCAUCUACAUUAACAGGGCGCACAGAGUGGUCCGUCUUUACAAAUACAACUGUGUGCUCAGGCAUGUUCCAGCAGCAAAGGUUUUGGAAAUAUGUCCGGACUGCCCGACAGCCAUUGCCUUGGACAACGAUGAGGUCCUGUACACUGUCAAGCACACCCUGAAGAAAUACAACAAGGAGAACGGACUCCUCAAUUAUUUCGCUCUGCUGAACAUCACCCACGCAACCGCACAGAUGCGCACAGGAAUGUUCUACCAUGUAGAAUACACCAUCCAGGAGACCACCUGCACCAAGGCCACUGAUGCUGCUAUGGUCGAUACAUGCCCCAUGAUGAACUGCGAGUUUGCACACAAGGGCCUCUGCAAGGCCUCCCACCUCCACUCCCACCCCCACUCCCACUCCCACUCCCACUCCCACUCCCAUGGAGAGCAGGAGUUCAGUGUGGAGUGUGAGAUCUUUGAGCCUGAGGCUGCUGAGAGGGAGAAGAAGCUCCACCUUGGAGGAGAGGCUGGCCACAACCACUCCGCCCACCACGGUCACACGCAUGGCCACCCCCAUCACCACGGACACUCUCAUCUGCAUGACCACGAGCACCAUCAUGAUCACCAUGAUCAGAACCCCGAGGCCGCCCCCCGCCACCAACCAGAUGGCAUGGUGAGGAUGCUGCCCGCCAUAGACCAGCCCAUGAUCCUGCCAUCGUUCCCUGACCAGCCAGCAGGAGGCCCUGAGGUGGGGGUCACCCUUCCUCUCCGCCCCGACCCUCAGAUCCCCGGACAGCGGGAGCCCACCAUCCUCCUCUUCCCCUCCUCCAUGUCAGCCGAGUGUCCCGGCCCUCUCAAAGAGGGAACGGAGAACAGCCUGGUGGAGCAGGUCUUUGCCGAGGACCCCAUGUUCAAGGCAGCUGCAUAAGGGGACCAGUGCUACUAGCUUGGGAACUGAACUGAAAAAUCCUUACACACACACACUCAUACUGCACGACUUUAGAAAAGAAAUCGCCAUUGCGAUAUUCUUUUUGCCGAUAUGAAUUAUAACAUAAAAAGAAUUAAAAGGAGUUGCAUAAUUUCACUGACACAUGCAGCUGAUACAUGCAGUGAUUAACAUCUGCAAAGAAGUUAUCUUGCCAUGAUUAGGGUGAUUGUAGAGGGCAAUAAAAGGCAGUUGUCCAAGAAGUCAGAUUAGAUCAGACUAACUCACAUUAUCCGUCAGAUGCGCUGGAAUACUUUUCAGAGCAGUCAUAAGAAAGUAGACCUUGCUAGAUUUCAUUUUCCGUCAUGCAAUACAUGUUUUAGCUCGUCAUGGCUGAUGGGCCCGAUUUGCCUAACACUGUAGUGUGUGACUGCACAUGUGCAUAUUGUGUGACUUCGAUUCUGAAACGACGUAUUGUUCAGCUCUAAGCCACAUACACGCAUAAAGCAUGAAGCUCGGUUGACCGAAAAAGAGAGAGGGGGCUGGGUGGAACGAUGCGUUCAAGAUCACAAGUGGUCUGAAACACUAAACGCUGCGUGUAUUGCUUUCUUUGAUUUUCAACUACCUGCUGUUACGGUAGUGACUGUAUCCUACCUAGUUCAGGCUAUUCACCUUACCUUGUUCAUGAUCCCUUCUGCCUGGUUUUUGGACUCCCUGCUUGCUGCCCGUUGCUUUCCACAUACACCAAUGUGUAACACCAAGAUUCAUUGUUAAACAGUUUGGCCCACUUUGCUGACAGAUGACUGUAACGCACCAUUCUUCAUGACCAAUGAUUUUGCUGGUGCUGUGUUCCUCUGGAGUCAAUAAAACAUGUUGGAAAACA